Pocillopora meandrina is the source of this 5600-nucleotide messenger RNA. The record is from the annotation of a GenBank genome assembly. NCBI's taxonomy places the organism in Eukaryota, Metazoa, Cnidaria, Anthozoa, Scleractinia, Pocilloporidae.
AUGUGGAAACAGAAAGAAGGGAGCAGUGCAGUGGCAGGGCGUUUAGCGGAUGCUUUAGAAAGCAUUGGGAAAAAAUGCAUAGCAGAAAAGCUUCUUGGUAAGUAGGUAUACCUGGUAAGAUGAGUGAAUGGUCUACGUAUACAACUGACAAGCUGAAAGAAUAAACACACAAAGAAGUCAUAAAACAGUUGACAUUUUUAACGUAUAACGCAGUCGUGGAGCUUUCCGUGGUUUCCUUUUCUUGUCUUAACAUAAAGGCGGACUAGGAUAGUUCUCCCAAUACUCUCCCCCCCCCCCCCUUGAAGAGGAGGCUGCUCUCGUGAAUCAAAACGCUUUUACUCGUCCUUAUCUCAACACACCUAAUGAUCAAUCAGAGCGCGCCCACUAUUUAAGGGAUUUUGUCAAUUCUUAAUAGAGUAAUUGACAACUUAGUAUAAAACGCGAUCCUGGAUUGCGUUGCUUCGCACCAAAUACUCUUUCAAGUGAUCAUCAAAUUCAAAACUAGAAUCAAAGGUAACUUGUAGACCUGCACUUCAAGUAUUUUGCUUGUUUAUGCUUAGUGCUCUCAUUGGCUCCUAACCAGUGACAUUUGCUUUUGUCCUAGUUGGCAUUUAGUACAACUUUGGGUUCGGUGUUACGAAAACCGUGAAUUGUCCAGCUAUUUUAUUAUUCGGAUUGUCUGCACUUAUAAGGGUUGCUUAGUUAAGAAAUUGCUUCCCUGCAAGGAAUAAAAAUCUUUCGCUGCAAAUAUUCUAAAUGGUGACAUUUAGUUUGCUGGUAUAGUUUGUUCCAUGGGUGGCAGGGAGGUUGUCCUGGUGGGGAACAUGAAGCAUUAAACUGAUCGACGCAGAACUCUGAACUCAUAAUAAUUUCCUAUCAACACACUAGGAGUGGAUUAUGCGAAAAUGUUGAGGUGUGGAAACAUUCCUAAGGGUCACGUCAUUAGUUUAACAGUUAUUCAUGACCUGGGUGAAGAGCUUAAUAAGGUAAGUAGUUGACAACACGCUUUCUACAAUAACUACUGAAAAGUUGAUGAUUAGCAUGUCUGCCCCAGACCUCGUGAACAAAAGGAUGAAACUGGACCAGCGGUAAACCAGAAAAAUCACUUAGAUGGAUUUUGCCAUUCUCUGGGCAUAGUUUUACUACCAAAUAAUCUCAAGUAAAAUAAUGAAAUUGCUUCGAAAUUGUUUGCAAUCAACUAUUUGUAUUUUUUUUUUAGCUUAUGGUGUGCAAAGAUACACAGGGAAAUAAAUUCAUGGUUAAAGAAUUCAACAGCAGUGACAAUUUUUUGAAAUUGGAAGAGGUAACUUCUUCACUUAUCCCAUCUAUCCAAUUAGAAUGUUUCAAUGAGUAUUUGGUAAAAUGCACCCUUCGAUUCAAGGUUUAUCUUCGAAAAUUAUGUCAUAGUUUUAAUUGACCCAUUUAUCUUUCAUUUGCUUUGACAGACGCUUGUAAGCAAGGGAUUUUUAGAAACUGUUGUUUUAGCCAGACAGGAAAGUCUAAAGCGCUAUAUUUCAUCGGAGCUUCAGGACUUGAGACUCCAAAUGAAUAAAGGGCAACUGGCUUGUGGAAAUGUUGAUAAAACAGAUGGGAUUCAAGAUGCCUCUAAAGACAAAACAGAGCCCACAAGCAGCUUAAUGAAUGAGGAAGCGGAUCCGUCAAAUAAUGAAAGCGUGGGAAAAUUGCUACAGUCAUGUGAAGAACAUCGCAGCUAUUUUCAGAGAAUGUUUGAAGCUCUUAUCAAGCUGACUGCUCAGGUUGGGCAACAAAGUGAAGAUAAUGUUAAUUGUAUUAAAAAACUUUUGGACUUUACUACGGAACUCCAGCAAGAAGAAACAGCACUUUUCUCCAAAAUAGAAUUAGUAGGUACUCAGAGCCAACUCAAGGACGAGCAGCACACGGAUCGUUUUGAGGAAUUACACAAAUGGAAAACGCAUCAUGCAUUGCAAUUGAAGGAAGUCGAAAAACUGCUGUUAGGACUGCUUCAUCAAAUGACAACUGAGAGAAAGACGAAUUAUAAAGGGAGGCUGGUAAUUUCUAAUAGAGUAACAUUUUUCCACUUUAGUAUUGGUAAGAACUUGAUUUCGAGUGAAAUUUGGUGUUAAUAAACGCGGGUAAAUUUUUCAAAGACAGCAAAAUUGCACGAGCCCGUAGGGCAAGUGCAAUUUGUAGUCUAAAAAAUUUACCCGUACUUACUAACACCACAUUUCACUUGAAAUCAUGUUAGCGAGCGAGCGCGCGCUAUUUUUAAUUUGCACUCAUGUCACUACUUUGCACCCGUGUUACACGAGAAUGCACUCGUUUUCAGCCAAUCAGAAGCGCAACAUUUUUCUAUGUACACAACUAAUUCCUUAAUAUCACAUGCAAAUUGUAAUUGGAUUGUCAAAAGCUCAGUGGAGGAAUUUUAUAAAACAAUUUAUUUAGAGGGGAGAGAGAAACCCAGGUUUUUACGUCCAAUUAACAUGGUAAAUGAAACUUUGUACGACAGACCAAGCUAGGGCCUUGGUAGACCAUGAUUGUUUGAAGUCUUAUGUUAGUCUACAAGUUCUUAAUAAAAUUCUGCCUUAGGUUUUUGUUUUAUUGAACUCAAACGAGCAGGCAGAAUCUUAUCAUCAAUGAUCCUUAAAUCUUCUCCCCUUUUUGACUUUUCUGUUUGUGAUGUUCUCUCGUAUUUACAUUUGUUCCUCCUUUUUUCCAAAGCCCUCUCACCAGAAAACUGAACUAGAAGGCCGAUCAAAACCUCUGCCAGGAUACGGAAGGAAGGUAAGGGAAUUUGAUUUAAAUCUGAGAUUAUUAAAACACAGAUCACUUUACUGAAUCAAACUGCAGAUAUAAGUAAUUGACUAAGCCAAUAUUCUUGGUCAAUAUGAGCAGUUAUAAUGCGCUAUAUAUAUCCAUGUAUGCAAUCGAUUAAAGUUGUCAUUUUGUCUAUGUCGACAGUAGCUAAAUUUCUAUGUUCAGAUUUAAAUUUAUUUUUGUUUUGCAGAGUCCCAGACAUUAUUCAGAAGGCGACCUAUCAAAAGAGACUAAAACGAAGGUAUGAUGCAGUCUUUAUUCAAAUACCACCAUUAAACUAAAAACGUUAGAAAAAAAACGUUUGGGCUGUCUCCUCAAGAAGAGAAGCUUGAACAGAACUUUUCUAUGACCCAAAACGCAAACUUGGCCAGUAUUGGAAAGAAAGAUCUUAACAUGAACACGAGCAAUUGGUUAUUCAUUUUAGACAUCGAAGACGGUAUGCAUGACAUCGACGGCUUUGGGAGACGACCCUACGUACUUAUUAUUAUAAUUAAAAAUUAUCUCAUACACAGUUGUACUUUUACAUAAGAAUAAUAUUAUUACAUUGUCUCUUUCAUUGUGUUUGUUCUUUUCUUUUCUUUUUUCUUGAUUGCACUAUAAUAGAGUUAUCUCCCUCAGAAAACAAGAUUGAUAAUGAAUUCUUACAAACCUACUGACUCUUUUUUUUUUUGGAUUAAUAUCAGCAUCUGGGCAACUGCCCACCUACCCCUCCCCUAACUCAACAACAGGUUAGGGGAGGGGUAGGUGGACAGUUGCCCAGAUACUGAUAUUGAUCCUUUUUUUUUACUUUUUUUCUCCUCAUGUUUCAAGAAUCCCUUGUCUUGGCUGAGAUCGGGAGACAAAGAAGCUUGCGUCCUCCUGUCAAUCUCAAAACCAUCCAACGAUGAAGAACAUCAAACAAUAGAUUCGGGAGCAAGAGAUAACACAAAUAAAUUAAUGGCCUGACAUUGUUUACGAUGAAAAAGUUGUUUAGAAUAACCUCGUUUAAGGAAGCCCUCUUCGAUAUUGAAAGGAGCACACGAACAUCUUUCAUUUUGUUGAUCACACAUUUCAUUGUGACUCGAUUGUGCGAAAAUAUUUAAUAAAAAAUAUUUUUACUUCAAACUGAUAUAAUUUAAGAAAAUAAGAAUCUACAGUAACUGACUGUAGAAAGUCCUUGUUCGCCUUGUUAUAAAGGUGAAUUAGCUUUUUUGCCAAAAUUAUAGUUGCCAAGUUGAAUAUGAAAAAAAAUUCGUUAGCACUCUUUAGUCGAUCAGCUUCCAGUAUUUCCUUUAAAUUAUGGGAGUGUUUGAGGAUUCACGAUACAUGAAGAUAGAACUCUUGUAUACUUAGAUGGUGAUUUUUAUUUCUUAUCUUUCUUGGUUAUCAAUUACAUUUUGAUUCCAUUACGCGUUUCUCAAACUUGCUUUAUUAUAAUUAUUAUCUUCACACUUGAACAAAGUUCAUAGAGGUAUGUGUGAACGCAAAUUCAAAUUUUUUCGUACUCUUAAAAUGAAAAAAAAAUGUUGUUCGUGUUCUCUCCUGAUUUCGAUUACAUAAUAUUACAAUACGUCAGUAACCAUCAUAAAUCUGGUUUUAAAACAACUUGAUUCGCUCCUAUGAUUGAAGGGGCGACUUUAAUUUGAAGAUUUCAUCACUAACUGAUUUUCGCGUACAUGGAAUUUAUUUUGCACUCGUAAUAGAAGAAGAAGUGGUCAACUUAAAAAUUAAAUUAAUAUAACAAAGAAGGUUAUUGCACAUGUCAAUUUCGGUUGAAGCGACGGGCAAAUAUUAUACUUACAAUUUGUGUUCUAUAUGCGACUAGUAAGCUUCGAUAUGCGAUCGGUGGUGACUCUUUGGAAAUUUAAGUUGCGUAACGAACUUUUAGGUUUUUAAAUAACUAGUCACCUGAUCUGUUUUUGGCACGUAGCGCUAAGAUAAUUAAAUAUUCACAAGAAAAAAAAAAUGACAAACGGCUUGAAAAAUGUAAAUCACAACUUCUUAUUGAAGUUUACAUCAUUGGCAGAAAAAACAUCGCGAGGGACUCGGAGAUGGAAAAAAGUUACAAGUUUGAUGCGAUCUUAGCUAAUUUUUACAUGUAGAGGUGAGCUGCCGCUCUACAAACAAUAUUAGCUUGUACAAUGAAGAUUUGAUGUCUUUUACACCACUUACUUUUUUUUCGGUUUUUGAUUUGUUUCCUAUUUAAGAUUUCCUUUUUCUGAAGUUAACCAAUUUAAAAAAAAAAUAGGAUAAUUUUGUGUGUGUCCAGAGCUCUUCGAUUUAUCAUAAAUCGGUGCUGAGGCGCUGCCGACCGAGAAGAUUGAUGGGCUCUGGGAAUGAGAAUGCUCUAAAAUAUUAAUGAAUUUUAAAACUUUGAUUUACUUUGUGUGAAGGGUGAAAGAUGAAAAUCCUGUGUUUUCUUGAAUAAGCGCUCUCGCGCGAAUAGGAGCCCUCCCCCGAAAAAGCCCCACUUCCUAGGCCAAAAUGUUAAUUAAGUGUCCCCCCCACGUAAGCGCCCCUCCCCACCUCACUUUCUCAAAUUACUAGAAAUACAAGGAAAACCUGUUUUUGUUUCCAAUUUAUUUACAACGUUUUAAUUCUCAACUACAGCGGAAUCAAAUACAGAAACAUAGUUUCUUUUUGUUAACUUACUUCCAUUUAUUUCUAUCUCCAUGUGCUUUAAGAGAUCCUUUAUAUGCAUUAUCUGUUAAUUUAAUUUUAGCCCUAUUACCGCGCUCUCGGUAAAUGCCGUAAGCUUCCCAGGCACAAUUCUUCGAGGACCGUUAGUUUGUACGAUUAUGAAGUUAUUGGGAUUUUUUUAAAGA